Syngnathus acus (greater pipefish) is the source of this 6766-nucleotide messenger RNA. It is a transcript of the gene stxbp5b, whose product is annotated as syntaxin binding protein 5b (tomosyn). The transcript is spliced from 28 exons. Bases 382 to 3957 code for a protein of 1191 amino acids. NCBI's taxonomy places the organism in Eukaryota, Metazoa, Chordata, Actinopteri, Syngnathiformes, Syngnathidae. The record is from RefSeq and is a predicted model, not a curated record. Gene Ontology annotation, cellular component: SNARE complex; plasma membrane; cytoplasm. Gene Ontology annotation, molecular function: myosin II binding; syntaxin binding; GTPase activator activity. Gene Ontology annotation, biological process: regulation of exocytosis; regulation of protein secretion.
GCUUCCCUCCUUCGUUUCCUUCCGCCCGGCUCGCCGCUUGUGGGAGGAGGGCAGAGAAACGGGCUGACCGCAGCUCGGCUAUUCGCCUGUCGCUCGGACACCGCCGCGUAAAUGCCGGAUUGACGCAGGUCCACGACGCGGGGGCAGCUUCCAGUCGAUGCCGUUCGGCGACACCCUCCGCAGCCCGCGAAAUGGACACGGAACAGCGUUGAAAAGUGUGCGUUAGUCAAGCUAAGCAGUUAGCGGCUAAGCCCCGAGCUCCCCGCCUCGCUGAACCCUCCCCAAUCCUCUGCUAGCCAGUUGACGUCGGCUCGGCUCGCCUCGCCUCUCUCGGUGCGGCGCGCUUGCCCGUCACCUCAUCUCCCACCACCACCAAAGAAAAUGAAGAAGUUCAACAUUCGUAAGGUGCUGGACGGCUUGACGUCGUCUUCGUCCUCGGCUGCGCACACUGGGGCCGCCAAGGAGAAUGACGCCGUCCCGGAGAGCCUGCAGUCGGAGCAUUUCCAGCUUUGCAAGACUGUGCGUCAUGGCUUCCCGCAUCAGCCGUCCUCCAUGGCCUUCGACCCUGUACAGAAAAUCUUGGCUGUCGGGACACUUAACGGAGCUUUGAGGCUCUUCGGCCGCGCAGGUGUGGAGUGUUACUGCCAACAUGAAAGUGGCGCCGGCGUCAUCCAGCUCCAAUUUCUCAUCAACGAGGGGGCACUAGUGAGCGCCUUAGCUGAUGACAGCAUCCACCUGUGGAACCUGAGGCAAAAGAUUCCCGCCAUCCUGCAUUCGCUCAAAUUCAACAGGGAGAGAAUCACGUACUGCCACCUGCCCUUCCAGAGCAAGUGGCUUUACAUCGGCACGGAACGAGGCAACAUCCACAUCGUCAACGUGGAAUCCUUCACCCUCUCAGGCUACGUCAUCAUGUGGAACAAAGCCAUCGAACUAUCCACCAAGACACACCCAGGGCCUGUAGUGCACAUCAGUGAUAACCCCAUGGAUGAAGGAAAGCUCCUCAUUGGAUAUGAGUGCGGCGUGGUGGUGUUGUGGGACCUCAAGUCCAAAAAAGCUGACUACCGCUACAACUAUGAUGAGGCCAUCCACUCGGUCGAUUGGCACCACGAGGGCAAGCAGUUCGUCUGCAGCCACUCCGAUGGCACUCUGACCACUUGGAACAUUCGAACCCCUGCCAAGCCGACGCAGAUCAUCACGCCGCAUGGAAAGCAGCCCAAGGAUGGCAAAAAGCCAGAGCCGUGCAAGCCCAUCCUGAAGGUGGAGUACAAAACCACACGGGCUGGAGACCCGUUUAUGGUUCUGUCCGGCGGUCUGUCCUACGACACGGUGGGCCGGAGAGCCUGUCUGACGGUGAUGCACGGCAAGAGCACCGCCGUCCUGGAGAUGGACUUCCCCAUCGUGGAUUUCCUCACACUGUGCGAGACGCCGUAUCCCAACGAUUUUCAGGAGCCGUACGCUGUGGUGGUCCUCCUGGAGCGGGAUUUAGUCGUCAUCGACCUCGGACAGAUCGGCUACCCGAUAUUCGAGAAUCCUUACCCCCUCAGCAUCCACGAGUCCCCGGUGACCUGCUGCGAGUACUUUGCCGACUGCCCCGCCGAACUCAUUCCCGCACUUUACUCAGUGGGCAGCCGACAGAAGAGGCAAGGCUACAGCAAGAAGGAUUGGCCCAUCAACGGGGGAAACUGGGGACAAGGCACGCAAAGUUACCCUGAGAUCGUCAUCACCGGACACGCUGACGGCACGAUCAAAUUUUGGGAUGCUUCUGCGUUGAUGCUCCAAGUGCUGUACAAGCUGAAGACGGCCAAGGUGUUCGAGAAAGCCCGCGGCAAGGAAGAGAAGGCCAACACGGACAUCGUGGACGAGGAUCCCUUCGCCAUCCAGACGCUGUGCUGGUGCCCCGAGAGCAGGAUGCUGUGCGUGGCCGGCGUGUCGGCGCACGUCAUCGUCUACCGCUUCAGCAAGCAGGAAGCCGCCGCCGCCAACGUGCAGCUCUUAGAGGUACGCAUGCAAUGCGAGCUGAGUGACACCGACUCGCCCGACACCGGCGGCGAGCAGACCCCCACGCAGGCUUCCUCGGUGCCCCCCAGCCCCCAGGAGGGCGACGCCCCCGCCACAGCCUCCAGUCAACCCUCCGCCGGCGGAAACGGCAGCAAUCCUUCGUCGGACGGGCAGCGAGACAACAUGCCCUGCCUUCAGGUGCGCAGCUCCCCUCUGAAGCAGUCUCCGGGCUACCAGGUGGAGCUGGUGGUGCAGCUGGUGUGGGUGGGCGGGGAGCCUCCUCAGCCGAUCACCAGCUUGGCCAUCAACUCCUCGUACGGACUGGUGGUGUUUGGUAACAGCAACGGCAUGGCAGUGGUGGACUACCUCCAGCAAACGCUGCUGCUCAACCUCGGCACGUCGGAGCUGUACGGCGCGUCGGAGCCCUACCAGAGGCAGCCUUGCUCCCCGCGCAAAGCCCGCCAGCCCUCCGGAGCGCUGUGCGAUUCCAGUGACGGGCCCAACGCCGCAGAGGAACGCUGCAAGUCUCCCAACUCAGGAUCCACCUCGCCCUGCAAUUCUGAUGAUGAGCGCAAGGCCAAGUUUAUAAAAAAGGUGAAGUACAAAAGCAGGCGCUUUUCCAAGACGGUUGCCAAUGACUUUGCUAGGAUGUCGCGGAAAAUUAGCUCGUCUAAUGAGCAUAAACCAAACACGGAGUGCCAUUCCAGCCCGUCCAGGAAACGCUUUUAUUACACCCACACCGGCACGCCCACGUCAAGCCGCAAGAGCGUGAAGUUGGCUUUCCCCACAGCAAACUCAGACCACAAUAUGAAUUCCAAGGACAACUCAUUCAGCCGCUCGCGCAGCUCCAGCGUGACCAGCAUCGACAGGGAGUCCCGCGAGGCCGUCUGCGCCUUCUGCUUCUGCGAGACCUUCCCCAGGAAGUCGGCUGACGGCGUGCCAGGCCCCUGUGUGCUGGUGGGCACCAGCCAGGGCUCCGUCAUGCUGCUGGCCAUCAGCCUGCCACCCGGCGACGACCAGAGGCUCAUUCAGCCAGUCGGGAUCUCCUCCUGCGGAACGGUGGCCAGACUCAAAGGAGGCAUCUUAACAAUGGCCCUGCUGGACGCCGCCGGAGCGGCGCUGCCCGCCUCCUACGAGCCAUGGUACGAUCCCAACGCCUCGGAUGAGGAGAAGGAGAAGGAGAGGAGCCGGUGGCGCCGACCAGCGUCGCCGCCUUCAUCGCAGGAGGGUCACGACUCGCAGUUCGCCGUCCUGUGCUCGGAGAAGCAGGCCAAGGUGGUGGCCGUGCCGUCCCAGACCCGAGUCCACAAACACAACAUCACCGAGUCGUCCUUCGUGCUGAGGGCCGACGUUGUGCAGAUGGCCGGAGCCAACUGCAUCGCCUGCUUCUGCGCCAACGGACACAUCAUGACACUUAGCUUGCCGAGUCUGCGGCCCCUCCUGGACGUCAACUACCUGCCGCUGACGGACAUGCGGAUAGCGCGGACCUUUUGCUUCUCCAGUCUGGGGCAGGCUCUGUACCUCACCUCGCCCACGGAGGUGCAGAGGAUCACCUACAGCCAGGAGACCUGUGACAACUUGCAGGAGAUGCUGAGUGAGUUGUUCACACCAGUGGAGACCCCAGAAGCUCCCAACCGAGGUUUCUUCAAAGGCCUCUUUGGUGGAGGAGCUCAGUCUCUGGAUCGGGAAGAUCUCUUCGGCGAAACGGCGUCCGGGAAGGCUUCUCGCAGCCUGGCCCAACACAUCCCCGGCCCGGGCAACAUGGAAGGCAUGAAGGGCGCGGCAUCGGGCGUGGUCGGCGACCUGGCCCGCGCGCGGGUAGCGCUGGACGAGCGAGGCCAGAAACUGGGCGAGCUGGAGGAGAGGACGGCCGCCAUGAUGUCUAGCGCCGAGUCCUUCUCCAAGCACGCUCAUGACAUGAUGCAAAAGUACAAAGAUAAGAAGUGGUACCAGCUCUGAUGAUGGCGGGCAACGCCUGGACGAGAACUGGGGACUCUGUAAUCACACACCACACACACACACACAUGCGCGCUAAUAUGGCCGAGGAGCUGCAGAUCCUUUGUCAUCCUUGUCUAAUUCUCACGUGAGGGGAAGGUUCUCCUGAGCUGUUUGGAAUUGCGUUUAUUAUUAUUUUUGCAUUGCCUCGCUGGCCGAAGGACCACAGUUUUGGACCUAAAUGAGGAGGAGAAGUCUGACGAUUGCAUUCUGUGACCUCUCCCCCCAUCUUUUAAGUCCAAUCAUCCAAGUUUGUCAGCGUCUGUCUGAAGGAUUCCGUCUUUCUUUGUCUUUUGUGUGAGGAAACGGCCAUUUUGAAGCACUUAGGAAUAUGAAGCGGGAGCUGAUGUACCUCCUAGCAAAUAAGGGCUGGUGGUAAACUACUUCAUCAUCUUUUCCCAAAAAAAAAGGUUGUCACCUUUCUUUGAUUUUAAUUUUGGUUAUUUAUCGAGACACGCAAGAAGUUUAUUUGGGUAUGGUGGGAGUUUAUUUGAUGGUUCAUCUGGACACACAUCAUUGAUUUGAAGGACACAGAAGUUGAUUAUUUUUGCUGGACACACUGCACAUUUAUUCAAUUAUUUAUCAGAGCACUCAAAAAGCUACUUCAUCAUUUAUCAUGAUGCAAAAAUGUUGUUCAAAGUUUGUUUGAUUAUUUAUCAUAUAUGGAAAUUGUUAUUUAUCAGGACACACAAGAAGCUUAUGAGGUAAUUUAACAAGAUGUUGGUUAGCCGGGCAUUACUUUGUAUUAAUUAUGAAAUAAUUGCACACAAUUUCCGGAGAUGUUGAGUUCACACCGAAGUCUCUUUCACAUCUGAGAAAUACCCUGACCUUUUUGAAUUUAAUUCAAUUUCCCCCCCCACUUAAUCCGUCAUGCUGAAAAGAAUACCUCAUUUGAGUCCAUCUAUUAGGCAGAAUUCUUGGAAAUGCUGACAAUUUUUUCAGAUGUGCGUAAAAUUGCCAUGUAGUACACUGGAAAUAGCCUGAAGCUCUUGACUUUUAUGUGAGAGGAAUUAAAUUGCGGAACUGUAUCUUUUGAUUUCAGCAACCGUUCUCACUCUGGUGUGAUGAUGGUUGGCGAGCUUUGUUGUUUUUCUUGUCGGGUUUAUUACUACUUGUGUUAUUUACGACUGAUUGCUCCACAGGCGGUCGGUCGUUCUGAGUCAGCCUUUGUUCUCUUUUCUGCCUUUGCCGACGCGUCCAUGCUAAGCUAGCUGUUUAGCCGCGUGUUUGCGAGGAUACAUAUAUUCAGGGACGUGUGUAUGUAUGAAGCCAAUAUUUACAACUUUGCUUUUUCCUGACUCUUCUUUGAGCUGCUAUUUGCGUACAUUUUUGUUUUGUGUGCGCGUUUGUCGCUGCCAAAUAAUUGUAAAUAAGAAAACAGCUCAAAUUUGAUGAGAUAUUCUAGCCAUCUUCCUUUUCUGUGUAACACCAAAGAGAUUAAUUUCAUAAUUUUGAGUAUUAUUUAUUGCCCAUUUCGUUGGCCCGUAUAUUUGGUGCAAUAGGUUGGGGGAAAUUUGCAGAAACAUGACAAUGGUGUUUGCAUUUAUUUUUUCAUCUAUUUGCUCAAAAAAAAAAAAAAAAAAUUAGUUUAGUUGUCAUAUUUCAUGAAGUAACGCUCAACCAAUGAAUGAUGGAUUGGCCGGCCAAGCUUACUGGCCGAUAUUAGCUCUUUAAAAAUCAGCAAAAAUUGGCCAAAUUUUUGUUGCAUGUAUUUUUUUCCAAAUUUUUGCUGAUUGUUUUUGUUUCCUUAAAACACAUUAAAAUAUAAAACAAAGAUAAUUACAUGGAUGCAAUGACUCUGAAUUAUUUUUUUUCGCCUAAUCAGACACACCCAAAAAAAGACUUAAAUUUAGUCCGUGAAACAGGACAAAGCAACAAAGCUUUUGGUUUUUUUUUUUUCUCCCCGCUUUUUGUGUGUAAAAACUUCCCUCACGCCAAAUACGACACAAAGAAGCGCAAUUUGAAAGCCACUGAGUACAAGCAGCAGCCAUGUGAUGUGCGUUUUGCACUAUUUUUUCUACUCUUUUUGUUGUUGUGAAAGGACCAAAACACGUCAGAACUUAUCUAUGCUUGUCUCUCUAUGUCAUUUGCCAACCUGUGUCAUUUGCUUAUCAUCAGGUUUGUUUUUCAGGUUCAUACAUAUGCAGGUUUGUGUGUGUGCGAUCAUAUUCCAAAGGAGUACCUUUAAAUUUCAUUAUUUAGGAUGGAAUGCCUCAACUUUGAGCGUUGUAUUUUUUUUUUCUUGUCUCUCUCUCUCUCUCACACACACACACAUACGUCUUUUUUGUUCCCACCUUUUGUGGCCUCGCCUUUUCUAGUGCUUCGGGAUACACAAAGCGGGCCCCAAACAAAAUGGGGCUGCCCAUAAUAUCUCUUCGCACAUUGACGGAUGCAUGUUUACAAACGCGUAUUAUCUCGACAUUUGUAUUUACUCACAAUAAAAACUCAACGAGAUGUUUACAUUGGCGUGUAAGUGCGCGUGUGAUUUUUCCUGGCUUUUGCAAACGCGCUGCUGCAUAAAGGCUUUUGCUUGGCUUUACAGCACUGUGCAAUGGUGGGUAGGGGGGGGGGUCUUGAUUCCAAGCCCACUCGUCCAUCCAUCAUACAUCUGAUCGUCUGUCUCUCUGUCUUCUGGGAUGAAUAUCUGUGGAGUUGCAGUAUUUUCUCAUUUUUGUACAGUUUUAUUAAAGAUGAAUUUCCCACUCACUUAAUCUGCUGCCACAAACAAUUACACUGUAGAUAUAACUGUGCAAUGUAAAAUAAAUGUUAAAAA